Messenger RNA from Colletotrichum karsti, 1428 nucleotides. RefSeq lists its product as uncharacterized. The transcript has 3 exons. Gene Ontology annotation, molecular function: N,N-dimethylaniline monooxygenase activity; flavin adenine dinucleotide binding; NADP binding. Bases 1 to 1428 code for a protein of 475 amino acids. The record is from RefSeq and is a predicted model, not a curated record. NCBI's taxonomy places the organism in Eukaryota, Fungi, Ascomycota, Sordariomycetes, Glomerellales, Glomerellaceae.
AUGCCUCGCAGCUACCUUACAUCUCUUAGGAUCUACGACCCCAAUCCCUCUCAGCUUCCUCCACUCCAACCGGGACUUUUACCCCCAGAGCUUGACCCGGCGCUGGAGAUCCCGGCCGCGCUGCCCCAAGUCAAGCCUCACAACACUCAGCAGGAGCGGUUCAGUCAAACACCAAUCUACCACUCACUAACGACCAACGUGCCGGACAUUGCCAUGUCAUUCUCGGAUUCGAGGUUUGCCUAUGGACCUUUCGCUCCGCAUUGGAUCCCUCGACAGUACAUCGAGAACUACUUUUCGCAGCACAAAACGGAUGAUCUUCUAGUUCUCAACACUGCGGUUGAGGAUGUAACGAGCAUUCCUGCGGCUGAUCGACCUGAGCAGUGGAGGUUGACGCUCCGUAGAUUUGACGCUGCGAGGAACGUCGACGUUUGGUGGGAGGAGAUAUUUGAUGCGGUGGUGUUUGCCAAUGGGCAUUACUCCGUGCCAUUCGUGCCGCGCGUCAAAGGCCUGGAAGAGUAUAUCGAAAGGUUUCCUGGUCGUGUGGUUCAUUCGAAGAUUUACCGCUCUCCGCAGCCAUACGCCGGCAAGAAGGUGGUUGUGAUUGGGAACUCGGCAUCAGGCCAUGAUGUUACUGCUGAGCUGGUCGGUACGGCAUCUACGCCUGUGUUUCAAUCUCGGCGAAGCAAGUCACGCUGGGAUGGAGACGAACCACCGCCUGGCCAAGCCUGGAAGCCCGUCAUCAAGGAGUUUCUACCAAGCGGGCGGAUCGUCUUCGAGGAUGACUCGUAUCUCGACGAUGUUGACUACGUCAUCUACUGCACCGGCUACAAGCCGUCAUAUCCCUUCUGGAAUAGCAAGGAGAACAACGGACGGCCGCUAUACGACUACAAGAACGGAAAGCUGAUCAAAACCUUCUGGCACACCUUCUUCCAGGACUUUCAGACUUUAGGUAUCGUCGGUAUACCCCGUGUCUUGACGUUCAGGAGUUUUGAAUACCAAGCCAUCGCCUUGGCUAGACUCUUCUCCGGCAGGAACUCGGUCGCAUUGCCUUCCGUCGAGGAGCAGGAGAGAUGGGAGAGAGAAAGAGAAGAGACUGUGCGAAGAGAGGGCAGAAAGUUCCAUGACAUCCCGUGGGAGACGGGUGAGACCUUUGAGUGGCUUACGGGCUUGUUCAGACUUGCUGGUCUGCCGACUCUCAAGGGGAAGGGAAGGGUUCCGCCUGUGCUUACAGAAGAGAUGAUUUGGGCUCUGGAACAUUUGAAGAAGUAUCCUGAGCCAGGCAACGGGGAUGGGAAUGAUGGCGACGACAAGAAGAAGGAUGAGACAAAGGCGACUGACUGGGGUCAUCAAGACCACCUUCAUGAAGAAGCCAGAGGAAAGUGGUCUCUGCCAGAAAGACCAAAGAAGGACCUCCUGAGCUUCAUCUGA